Ahaetulla prasina is the source of this 1485-nucleotide messenger RNA. RefSeq names its product sulfotransferase 1C1-like. Gene Ontology annotation, biological process: sulfation. Gene Ontology annotation, cellular component: cytoplasm. NCBI's taxonomy places the organism in Eukaryota, Metazoa, Chordata, Lepidosauria, Squamata, Colubridae. Gene Ontology annotation, molecular function: sulfotransferase activity. The record is from RefSeq and is a predicted model, not a curated record. The transcript is spliced from 10 exons. The coding region runs from base 89 to 1195 and encodes 368 amino acids.
CGGACAGCUGAAAUUUGAGGAGAGUCAGAAGUAACACAUUUUCAGCAGCCGUUGUGACUUCAAAAGCAACCAGUGAUAGCAACAGGGGAUGUGCCUCCUCCUCUCUGACAUUCAGCACAUCUGGAAUCACUUCUCGACUGAUACAUCAACUGACAAUGAAUGCAGCUGGGGACUUAAAGGUCAGUUGAAGUCUGCAGACCUGGAAGGAAGCCAAACACUGAAGCUUAUGAAAAGAAGAAUUAUUGGAACAGGAACAUUGGAGGGCCCAUUGAACCAGAAUAUGGAGCUACCGUCUAGCCUUGAUGAUUUGGACCCCAAAUUUGUCACGCGUUGCUCACUGAUAGAGAUUGAAGGAGUUUCUUUGCCCACCACAACUGCAAAAUACUGGGAUCAGAUAAAAAGCUUCCAGGCACGGCCAGAUGAUCUUCUCAUCUGCUCUUAUCCGAAAGCAGGGAGCACCUGGUUGCAGGAGACUGUGGAUAUGAUCCAAAAUGCAGACAAUCUGCAGAAAUGUGCUCAAGCCCCCAUCUACAAGCGGAUGCCCUUUCUGGAUAUGUUUCCUCCAAUCACCUUUCCUUCAGAUUUGGACACUGCAGAAGCAAGGCCUUCUCCACGCUCACUUAAAAGUCACCUCCCUGUUCAUCUCCUGCCUCCAUCCUUUUGGAAACAAAAGUGCAAGGUGAUCUAUAUUGCCAGGAAUGUCAAGGACACCGUGGUUUCAUAUUUCUACUUUCAUCACAUGAACAAAACCUUGCCAUACCCAGGAAACUGGGAAGAGUUUCUGGAUACGUUCCUAGCUGGCAAAGUUAUCUGCGGCUCAUGGUUUGACCACGUCUGUGGCUGGUGGGAGGCCAAGAAACAUCACCCGAUUCUUUAUCUCUUUUACGAAGACAUGAAAGAGGAUCCAAUUCGGGAAAUGAGGAAAAUAGCCCAGUUCCUGGGAUUAGAGGUUCAAGAACCAGUUCUGAAUCAGAUUUUGGAGCACACCCAGUUUGAGAGCAUGAAAAGAAACACAAUGGCUAAUUAUCGUAGCGUGUCUCCCUGUCUCAUGGACCACAACGUGUCACCCUUCCUCAGAAAAGGUAUUGUUGGUGACUGGAAGGAACAUUUCACAGUGUCUCAAAGUGAGCAGCUGGAUGGCAUUUGUAGUCAGUUGCUGGAAGGCAGUGGCCUGACCUUCAACACAGAGCUGUAAAAGCAGAUCUUCUCCUCCAUACAGCCUUCUCAAUCAAGCCUGCUUAAAUUAUUAAUCUUCCUUGCUUUUACUAAAAUGAGCCAUGGAUCCAUAACCGAAUGAGAAUCCAAGCUUUACUGUGCAUCUCUUUAAAUAGCUAAUUCUUGUUCUAAAGCAUUUCUCAUUGCCAAUUAAAUUUCCUUUUGCUGAAAUUCUCUUAUUGAGAUGCUUGGUCUCUCAUUUCCUAUCCUGUAUGUUGGAAAAAGGAAGGUUUCCCGGUUUUUUAUUUAAAGAGUUCUCUCUAAUUUUUA